GUAGAGUCGAUACAGGCAUACAAGCCGCUUUGUACAUCUCUCAGCGUCGAAACAUCGCUUGAGUCCUCUGUCCCAAAGGAACGGCUCUCGGCUCUCCGGCUCCCCUACCUUGGCGCACAACGCUUCCUUUGCCUCAGGCUCCGUACCCCUCUCCUUCACCACCACCACUCACCAUGUUCGUCAUUUCCCUCCCCUUCACCUUGGUGCACCACACCAUCACCUACCUCUACCCCCUCUAUGCCUCCUACAAGGCCAUUUCCUCCCACCAAUCCUCCUUUACAGGAGCAGGAGGUGGAUUGGCUAGGAGUGUGACUGGGGAAGAGAGGACGGAAAUGGCUGAAUUGGAGACGUGGUUGAUGUAUUGGAGUGUGGUGGGAGCGAUGCAGAUUGUGGAAGGUUGGGGAGAGUGGGCUUGGAGUUGGCUGCCCUUCUACACAAUCGCCAAGCUCGCAUUCACACUAUGGCUCGUACUACCACAGACUAGGGGCGCGACGCUACUCUACACUAACUACCUAGGACCUUUCUUGCGCACUCACGAAGGUGACAUCGACGUUGCCCUCGCCUCGGCCAGACGGAGGGCGAGCGAAGUGGCAGGGAAUUGGAUCAUGACCAUAUGGCAGCAACUGCGCUCAGCCAUCCUAGGAGCAGCAAUGGCUCCCGACUCUGCCCCUUCGUCAUCUACACAUAUGUCCGAGCCAGGCCCAACACAGACACCUCCUACGCUACACAAUCCUGCGAGCGGAGGCGCAUCGCAGCUCUUUGGUCUCCUGAAGCAUUACGGACCCCUCGCUGCCGCUGGAGUGGUGAGCGCAAUGGACAAGGCAGCAGCGCAAGCCGCCCACGCUACUGGUACUCAGCCUCCAUCUGGCGCUUCGAUCAAGCUCGCAUCGACUGACUCGCCCGAGAUGGACACAAAGGCCAAAGCCAAGGCGUCUGGGGCACGGACGGGAAUGCCUACGACACGCUCCCGCGCCAAUCUCGCACGCUCAACAGCCACUGGCACAGCCGCUACACGCUCUUCUGCCCGUCUUGCCCCACCCAGCGGAACAGCAGCAGCAGCAGGUCGUGACACUCCCUCUAGCGACUGGUCUGAAGAAGACGACGAAGACGACAUUCACGCUCACGCACAUACUCGUGCUGCGGGACGAAAGAUUCGGACUCGCUCCGCCGCAGGCGUCGGCGCUGGUAAGCAGGACUUGAGUGGGAGCUACCAGCUUGUGGAUGGUGAAGAGAUGGAGAGCUCGGUAGAUGACGGUGUGGGAAGUGAGAGGUUGAGGGGAACGACUGGCGCUGGUGCAGGUGCGGGUGGGGAGAAGAGCUGGAGUGCUUGGAUUACGGGGAGAUGAGGUGAGGUGAGGUGAGCUGCUCGACACCGGAUAGGUCAGUCUAGCCCCUCCGGACCAUGAGUGUCAGAAGCUCCCUUUUUGCCUUGUGCCUUCCCCCUCACUUCUAUUACCGUCUCCCCCGUCUUCUUUCCAGCUCAUUGUGUCAUACUUGUACUCCACCCCACUCCACUCCACUCCACUCCACGCUCCCACCCAGCGCCCAGCGCCCUGCGCCCUGUCUCUUUAUGUCCCAUCUUUGUCU
Microstroma glucosiphilum is the source of this 1587-nucleotide messenger RNA. RefSeq lists its product as hypothetical. The transcript has 4 exons. The record is from RefSeq and is a predicted model, not a curated record. Lineage: Eukaryota; Fungi; Basidiomycota; Exobasidiomycetes; Microstromatales; Microstromataceae. The coding region runs from base 174 to 1346 and encodes 390 amino acids.